Molecule: messenger RNA, 1688 nt
Organism: Stegastes partitus (bicolor damselfish)
Lineage: Eukaryota; Metazoa; Chordata; Actinopteri; Pomacentridae
Gene: vhl
Product: von Hippel-Lindau tumor suppressor
Exons: 3
Coding region: 276-779 (167 amino acids)
Source: RefSeq, a predicted model, not a curated record
GGUCCGACAGCGUUCAUCAGGAAGAGUGAACGUAAACAAACAAGUUACGAAGAAGCGACAAGAAACAGUUCCUUGCUGGGCUGUUAAUGAGUUAUUUGAAACGGGGCCUGUUUUUGUAAUCUUUAAAAGUAAUUGGACAAGUUAUAAAAUAUACAGAUAUCGUCAGUCCGAUGAGUUUCUUGCGCCGACGACAGCGAACAUUUAGCUAGCUGCCAGCGGGUGUUAGCAACAUAGCUAAUCUGUCUGCGCCAACGAUUUCCCGUUAAAAAGCACCAAUGCCUCAGGAGGGAGAGCAGUCUCUCCCCCUGGUUCGUUCUCUGAACAGUCGGAUACCCGUUCAUGCUGUGUUUUGUAACCGCAGCCCUUAUCGCGUCCGGCCGUUAUGGAUAGAUUAUCGAGGGGAGCCGCGGGCGUACGAGGAUUUGCAGCCAGGAACGGGUCGAAAGAUGACUACAUUCGUCGGUCACCCGUGGAUAUUCAGAGAUGCAGUGACUGAUGAGCCUCUGAAGGUGAACUGCAAAGAGCUGUUUCUUCCGAAGCCAGCAGAGGCUGGAAAUGCCAUAUUUGUUAAUAUCACUUUACCAGUCUACAGUCUCAAGGAUCGUGCUCUUCAGGUUAUUCGGCGUCUUGUACGACCAGAAGACUACAGGAGGUUAGAAAUUGCACGUUGUCUCCACGAGGAGCUUGAAGAUCAACCCAGCGUGCUGAAAGAUCUCCGCCGCAUGAACCAGCGAGUAGAGCUGCAUCUGCUGGAGAGGAUACAAGGCCAGGAGGAAUGAGGCAUGAAACCUGAUGGACAUUUAUUAUAUGAGGAAAGCAAUACUGUAUUGUACAGUCAUAGAAAGUAAAGAGCUUAUGAAGCAAGAUAAAAUGCUGGUGUUACUUUUUUGGAUGAGUCACAGCUGCUGUAAAGCCUUACACUUGCUGCAAAGGAGACAGUUUGAUCUGCUGCCUGUAUGUCACAUUCACUCAGCAGUUAUUGUCUUCCUCAGCAGAAAAAAAGGUUUUUAUCUGUAAUAUGACAGCAGUCACAGUAGAGAGAUUUUAUAUAUAUAUAUAUAUGUGUGUGUGUGUGUGUGUGGUUUUUUUUUAUUCUUAAUGGGAAUGCUUAAAGACGAUCCUACCUACAUCAGCUAAGUGCACAACUCCCCUCCAAAAACAUCUUUGUUAUUUUAGCUGAAGGGUGUACCAUGAAGCAAGUUUGACAUUGCCCAGCAUUCUUUGUGUUAGCUGGCUCUGCAAAACCUAAAACCCCAAUGCUUAUUUCUAAUGUGAAAGCUGCACAUUAGAGCUGUUAAAUUUCAAACUUGCUGAAAUUCAAUACGUGCAUUUUGUUCUAAACCUGUCCUGUAAUGGACACAUGGGAAUCACUUUAGUUUUUGGCAAAAUCAAAGUGAAAUUGAUAUUACUGACUAAAUAUAUUCUGUGAUUAAUACCAAUAGACUUCAGUUUUCUGAUCCGUCUUGUAUUCUCUGCAGUGUAAAACAGACUUUGCAACAAAACAGAACCAAGUAUAAAACAUGUGUUCUCUGCGUCACCAAAUCAAUGCUUGUAGGUCCUUGUGGCUACUGUAGCUGUGUGACUUCAUUCGUCUCAGCUCAACGGGUUUGCAGAUAUUCCCUCACCUAAGAAUCUGUAUGUCUCAUAGAAAAUCAUCAGGAAACAAUUUGAUUAAAAGGAAAGACUUC